This is a messenger RNA of Penicillium nucicola, 2457 nucleotides long. RefSeq lists its product as uncharacterized. Gene Ontology annotation, cellular component: mitochondrion; cytosol; checkpoint clamp complex. The transcript is spliced from 7 exons. NCBI's taxonomy places the organism in Eukaryota, Fungi, Ascomycota, Eurotiomycetes, Eurotiales, Aspergillaceae. Bases 1 to 2457 code for a protein of 818 amino acids. The record is from RefSeq and is a predicted model, not a curated record. Gene Ontology annotation, biological process: intracellular glucose homeostasis; DNA damage checkpoint signaling; glucose 6-phosphate metabolic process. Gene Ontology annotation, molecular function: D-glucose binding; fructokinase activity; ATP binding.
AUGCAAGGGUUCCGCUACCGGCCAGAGAUGAUGCAGGGUGUGCCCGAGGAGCUCACUCAAUCUCUGAAGCAAUAUGAGGAUUGGUUCCUAGUGGGUGCCGAAAAAUUGAAGGAGAUCACUGCGCAUUUUGUCGAGGAACUAGCCAAGGGUCUUUCAGUCGAGGGCGGAUCUAUUCCAAUGGACGUCACUUGGGUCACUAAACUGCCCACUGGGCGUGAGAGGGGACAGAUUCUGACGGUUGAUAUGGGAGGAACGAAUCUUAGGGUAUGUGAGGUGUGUCUUGGGGCCGGAAAAGGAGACUUUGAGCAGAUCCAGCGGAAAUACAAGCUUCCAGAUGAAGUCAAGACGUGCACAAGCGAAGUAUUGUGGGACUUUAUUGCCGAGAAAUUGGCAUCGUUUCUCGAAGAUCAUCAUGCUGGUAGGAUAUCAAAAGAACCGCUUCCAAUGUCCUUUACCUUUUCAUUUCCGGUCGACCAGAGAUCCAUUCGGAGUGGCAUUUUGCAGCGGUGGACCAAAAACUUCAACGUGCCGGGAGUGGAGGGGAAUGAUGUAGUACCACAACUCGAAGCUGCAUUAAAAAAACAAAAUGUUCCAUUGAAAGUGGUUGCCCUGAUCAACGACACGACGGGGACACUCGUUGCAUCACAUUAUCGAGAUCCUCAGAUAAAGAUCGGCAGCAUCUUCAGCACAGGAUGCAACGCAGCAUAUAUGGAAGACUGCCGUUCUAUCCCCAAGCUCCGCGAUUCGGGAUUGCCAGAAGACGGAACUGUAAUAAUCAAUACCGAGUAUGGCGCAUUCGACAAUGAGCGUAAGGUGCUCCCAUUGACGCCAUUUGAUCACCAAAUAGACAAGCAGUCCGUUCGACCCGGCACGCAGAUCUAUGAGAAGAUGGUCGCGGGGCUAUACAUUGGAGAAAUGCUGCGCCUGAUCCUUAUCACCUUGCACGAAGAAGGUAGACUCUUCAAGGGUCAAGACGUGACGCGGCUGCGAGUCGAGAAUUCACUGGAAGCCUCCUUCCUUUCGAUUGCCGAGAUGGACAUCUCCGAAGGACUCGUCGAUAUGAAAGAGGAGUUCGAAGAGAAUCUCGCGCUGCAUCCAACGCUAGACGAACUAAAGUCUUGUCGUUAUCUUAUCGGGCUCAUCGCGACGCGUGCGGCGCGUCUUUACGCCUGUGGCAUCGCGGCUAUUUGCAAGAAGAGAAAUAUCCGUCAGUGCCAUGUCGGAGUGGAUGGCUCUUUGUUCAAUAAAUAUAGCAUGUUCAAGGGCCGGGCGGCACAGGCUCUUCGUGAGAUCCUGGAUUGGCCGUCGGGUGAGAUGGACUUGAUUGCGCUCAACGCGGCAGAGGACGGUUCGGGCGUGGGAGCAGCUCUAGUAGCAUGUUUAACUCUUGAACUCACCGCGUCCUUGUCCUCGUUGGGCAAGGUAUGCUGGAUGCGCCUGGAACAUGAGGUGAUCCGUUUCACCAUCAUCCCCGAUCAAGGCACGCAAGUGUGGGCAACCAUCCCAGUUGGCGCAAUCUUCGACGACUCAACAUACGAGCUGGAGUCCAACUCGGACGCCAUCAACCUAGAAAUUAACGUCAGCGUACUUAACCGCGCCUUACGUUCAGCAUGGGGCGCAUCAUCCUCCCAAUUACGCUUGACAAAGAAAGACAAAACACCAAUUUUGGCAUUAACAGUUCUCUCUUCCGAGUGGACCGAAGGAAACAUGGCCCUCGCCACUACAGAUGAAGCGGAGGAUCCUGAUCACCCUCCCGAAGGCCCAAACGAAACAAUAGGCGAAAAGGGCCCCCGAGAACGCCAAACCUAUGUAACCCAAGAAAUCCCCAUCAAAAUUCUUCACGAAGUGGCCGUGGAGGGUCUCCACGAACCGCACUGCCCAGACCCAGAAGUGCACAUCAUCCUCCCAAACCUGUCCCAUUUAAAAAGUAUCUCAGACCGCUUUACCAAAUUAGCCUCGUCAGAUUCCAAAAGCCACCAACCAGGCGUGAUGGCAGUCGAUGCACCGGGGAUGCACACAAUCUCAUUCGGCGGUGAAAAUGACAAAACCAGCGCAACGACAUCAUCCACAAACAACGCUCCAAAACUAGAGCUAUCAGCUAACAUGCAUGGCUCAUUACGGCUAGCCAUUGCCACAGAUGAGAUUCGUAUUGCGAGUGUUUGGUCUGAUCUUGUGAACCCGCCGCUGGCCGCUGGGCAGAUGACGCAGGAGGAAAUUGAUCGGCUUCCUAGCGAGCGGAAUCGCAUGCGAGAUGCUGACAAUGACGAAGAGGGGUGGGCCAAGGUGCGGAUUGACGGGAAGGAUUGGAGUCGGGUGCUUAGUAUUGGACGACUCAGUCCGAAGGUUGUUGCUUGUUUCAUCAACGAGAUGGCCUUGGUCCUCUAUGUUUAUUUGCCGGGUAGCUGGAAUGGGGAGGAAUCAUGUUUAACGUAUUAUAUCAACUCGUUCACAGCUUGA